Messenger RNA from Neltuma alba, 1355 nucleotides. RefSeq lists its product as uncharacterized. The coding region runs from base 246 to 956 and encodes 236 amino acids. The record is from RefSeq and is a predicted model, not a curated record. Lineage: Eukaryota; Viridiplantae; Streptophyta; Magnoliopsida; Fabales; Fabaceae. The transcript is spliced from 5 exons.
UAGAGAUGUUAUUGCAAUAUCCACUUCUCCCUAGUCUUUUUCUCCUUCCUUCCUCUGACCCAUACCUCAUCUCUCCUCUGUUUCCCCACCUCCAUGCUCCAUCUCCAAUCCAGCACUCAAGAAGUGAGCAACCCGAUACACUGAUCGAUAUCUAAUCUAAUUCGGAUUUAGCUGAAGUCGGAGAGGCUGCUUAUUGAUAAUCACCAUCGACGAAAAAGUAUCCCAAGUGUUUGACUCUCGCCGUAAUGGUGAGCCCAAUAGGUAACUUUGAGAAGAACGAUAUGGUGCCUUCGUGGUUGAAACCAAUGCUUAGAGCAGACUACUUCGUUCCCUGUUCAAUCCAUGGCGAUUCGAACAAGAGCGAGUGCAACAUGUUCUGUUUGGAUUGUAUGGGAAACGCCCUCUGUUCUUACUGUCUGAUUCAUCACCGAGAUCACCGUGUCGUGCAGAUAAGGAGGUCCUCCUACCAUAACGUGGUGAGGGUGAACGAGAUUCAGAAGUACAUAGACAUUUCGUGUGUCCAAACUUACAUUAUCAACAGCGCCAAGAUCGUAUUUCUCAAUGAGAGGCCACAGCCAAGGCCUGGAAAGGGGGUCACUAAUACUUGCGAGAUUUGUGGAAGAAGCCUCCUCGACUCUUUCAGAUUUUGUUCCUUGGGUUGUAAGCUCGGAGCAAUGAAGCAGGGUCGCUCAGAACUCACAUUUGCGCUGAGGGACAAGAACAGGGACAUAUUGGAGUCGGAUGAAUCUUCAACUCCUAAGAAGAUUCGAAGAAAUCAUGUUUUCAGCCGCUUGAUCACGGAUGAUCCAACCAUUUUUUACAACCAUGGCAAGGACAGGUACUCAGCUUCUGAAGAAGACGAAGGCAAUGGUAGCAUCUCUCCGGCCACACCUCCUAUUUAUAACCACCGUAAUGCCAGGAGAAGAAAAGGCAUACCCCACAGGGCCCCAUUCUAAAUAAAACCAAACAGAAACUAGAAGAUGAUGAUGACGACGGCGAUGAUGAAUGUGGAUAGGUAUAGUGUUCUGUUUCAUAUGCUGUUAGAUAGGUUAGUGCCCAGAAGAAUCAUCAUCAAUAAUCAAUAAUCAAUAAUCUGUGUUGUCUUAAAGAAAUAGGAAUGGGAUAAUACAGAUUCAGGGAAAAUAGAUAAGAUUACAGCAGUGUCCUAGUUUCUUGUAUAUAUGCUAGAAACAUGGUUUUGUUAAAUCCGAUCAUUGUACAGGGGACAGCAUACUUAGUUCUCAAAAUUAGCAAUGUGGGAAGAAGUAGCAUUUCUGUUGUAAAAUUACAGGUUAAUUAAUGAACAUAUAUUGUUUGUGUACUUAAGGUGUUUGAAACUGAAGUGCCUUUUUAUC